AGUUGUUCUGUUCAUCUUUUACUAUGAGCGAGGAGGAGAGCUUGCUUUUUGUUAAGUUUUAUCAGAGGCAGGCUCAUUAUUUUCCUGAUUGUGAGCGCUAUCAGUCACUUAAUAAAUCCUCGAUAUAUAAAGUUUUGUCGGAUGGCAUUCUUCUUAGUAAAAUAAUUAGCGCGACAUUCGAAGACCCUUUACUUGUAAAACUUAUAAAAAUUCCUGCUGACACUGAUGCAGAAAAAGAGCAUAACCUACUUCGAGUUGGUGAAGCUUUGGAGAAAAGGGGGAGAAUUGUAAAGUCUUAUUUCGUAGAUCCUCAUGGAUUUUUAUGGGAAGUGCUAAGAUGCAACUUACUAAAAAACGUCAGUCUAAGCGAAAAUUUGGCACUUAUUCGUUCACUGGAAAGAGGAGAGGAUUUGUAUGUUUUGAUAAAUUUGUCUCCCGAAGGCAUACUUCUGCGAUGGGUGAACUAUCACUUGAAACGGGCUCAGAAAGACGUAAUUUUGUCUUCCAUUGAAUCGGGAUUGAACGACGUGGAUGUUUUAAUAACAGUUAUUGAACAGUGUGUUCAAGAUUCCGAUCCUGCAAAGAUGAGCAAAGUUAAAGAUCUUAGUAAUACAGAUGAGAAAAUUCACUGCUUUCUGUCUGUUCUACGUGAACUUGGACUUGAAAACUACCUCACACAAAGAGCCAUAGAAGACAACUGCUAUCGCGUUAUAUUAGCAUUUUUGGCGGAAAUUUUUCACCAACAUCUGGGGAUGUAUCUCCCCUCCGAGGAGGAGAUGGACUCCAUCAAUGAGGAGCUUCUUGCUCUCGUUAAAAAGUUGGAAGCUUGCGAGUCUGUGUGCGAAAAUCUUUCCACUCGUAAGACCAUUAUAGAGACAGAGCUAGAACUUCUCCGACAAAAAUGUAGCGAUGCUGAAAUCCUUGCAAAUCAGACACUUGCAGAAUUGACCGAAAAAAAUGCCGAGUUUACUCGAAAAUCUGAAGAUUUUUCAGUCGAAUUCGACGCUUUAAAAAAACUGAUUUCUAAAAAAGUCAAGGAAAUAGAGGAAUGUAAUAAAAAUAUGGAAUCUCUAAGCCAGCAGCACGAAGAUUAUGUUUCGAAUAGUACAAAAAUUAUCGGGGAUCAACUGACGCGUAUUGAAGAACUCGAGUGCAGGAAAAAGGGACUAGAAGAGAAAAAGCAGAGCAUUUGGGAAGCUAUUGGAGGCGCCAGUCAAGAGUCUACUCAACUUGGAGAAACGCUCUCUUCUGUGACUCAGCAAAGCCACGAUCUGUCACGUACCAUCACCAACCAUGCAGAAAAAGCCGAGCAAAAGCUGAGCGAAUGGUCCCAGCUUCUGGACUUUUCAGUGACUACUCUUUCGAAAGCGAACGACAAGUUGACCCUAGACACGUGUCUUUCCGGACAUAAAGAACUGCUUGAGAGGUACAGGCUGAAGUUCUGCGAGGCGGAGGACACCUUCCAGCAGCAGAAACUUGAAUUUGGGAAGCGGCUAAAGACCCUGACCGUAACGGCCAACGAGGGCAUCGACGUGGAGGUGGAGAGUGCUGAACCGGACGCCGCCUUGGAGACUAUGAAGGGCCUGAUCAAUCUCCUUAUGGAGAAAAUCAGAAAACAGACGGAGCAAGUGGCCCUGUACGACCAUAGCAUCAAGAAAAUGGAUGAGCUCAAUGCCAUUGUCUCUGAAAAAAUAAGAGAUCUAGCGGAGUCCAACAAAAAAAAGACACCAAAAUCUAAGAAAUAAAAUAGUUGUGCGUCCUUUAAUAGCAUUUACUGUGC
Molecule: messenger RNA, 1780 nt
Organism: Zophobas morio
Lineage: Eukaryota; Metazoa; Arthropoda; Insecta; Coleoptera; Tenebrionidae
Exons: 11
Coding region: 24-1745 (573 amino acids)
Biological process (GO): actin filament bundle assembly; actin filament network formation
Cellular component (GO): cytoplasm; actin filament bundle; actin filament
Molecular function (GO): actin filament binding
Source: RefSeq, a predicted model, not a curated record